CGUCCGUGUUGUUGUGCCGCCGCUGCAGUGAAACACAACACACGUCUCUUUAUUUCCUUGUUUUCUUUUAUAAAGUUAAAUUGUUUUAAAUAAAUAUUAUUUUGGUAUCAUUUUUAGUUAUUUAUAAAAUUGUUUAAUUUAACUUUUCUUUACUUUUUCCUUUAUUUUCGAAUGUGAAAUCAUUUUUAAGGUGAAUAAGUAAUGCAAAAGCCUAAGAAAGCAUACCUAAGUAUUUUAUUUAUUUAAUAAAAGAUUGUUAAAGUGAAGUGCAAUGGUUGGAAUCAUGAUUCAAACAGUCAGUAGGCAGCAGCAGUAGCAAGCAGCAGCGGUGUGGGCAGCACAAGAUGCGCGCCCAGCAGUGGGUGGCGCUGUGGUCGCUGUGGGCGGCGCGUCUGCUGCCGCAGCGCACGCCGGCAGUGCGUGUAAGCGGCGGCCUGCUGCGCGGCUCACUCUCCCCCGAUGGCUCGCACGCCGCAUACCUUGGCAUCCCCUACGCCACUGCCGGUAGAUUUCAGGCGCCGAAACCGGUGACCGGCUGGAGCGGCGUGCUCGAGGCGCAGGACGAGCACAUCAGGUGCAUCCAAAGAUUCACAGCCACCACUGUUCUCGGCACGGAGGAUAAUUGUCUCACUCUAAACGUCUACACGCCGAUAAACAGAGGUCGUAUACUGCCCGUGAUGGUGUACAUCCACGGCGGCGGCUUCCGCGACGGCUCCGGCUCUCCGUUCAUAUACGGACCAGAGUACUUAGUUAAACACGAAGUUAUCCUUGUCACUUUAAACUAUAGACUAGAAGUAAUGGGAUUUCUGUGUCUAGGCAUCCAAGAAGCUCCGGGCAACGCCGGCCUUAAGGACCAGCUGGAGGCUUUGAAGUGGGUAAAGACAAAUAUCGAAGCGUUUGGCGGAGAUCCAAAUUCGAUAACGUUGUUCGGCGAGAGCGCCGGCUCAGCCUCUGUUGUGUACCACCUCCUUUCCCCGAUGUCUGCGGGGUUGUUCCACAGAGCCAUAAUGCAGAGCGGCUCCGCGAUGUCCCCGUGGAGCUUCCAGUUCGAACCCGUGAGCACCGCCAGCGCGCUCGCCGCACAACUUGGUUAUAACACUAGCGACCCCUACGAACUUUAUAAUAUUUUCGUCAACACAUCUGCAGAAAAAUUGCUCAGCGCUCGCGUACCGAGAGCUCGCGGCGACGUCGUGCUAUCCGAGAACAUCUUCGUGCCGUGCGCUGAGAAGAGAAUUGAAGGAAAUGAUCAAUUUCUUAAUGAUACACCAUACAACUUACUCAGUCUAGGAAAGUACACCAAGUUGCCGGUUAUCGUCGGAUUUAACAACGCCGAAGGAUACAUGUUCGUGGGUAAAGAAAACGACACAACAAUUUCAAAUAUUAAUUUCAUCGAUUCUCUGCCGAGAGAUCUUAGUUUCCCCACGAUGGGAGAAAAGAAAAGCGUCGCCGACACAUUCAAUAAACUUUAUAUGAAUUACGAGAAAAUUUCAAAGAAUAAUUUAGUAAAGUUUUCUCGUUACGCGGGAGACUCGGGUAUAACGUACUCUGUGGCGGCGACAGUGGAUCUGAUGCUGCGGAGCUCCGAGCGGCCGCUAUACGCGUACCAGUUCAGCUUCUCCGGCUGGAUGAACGUCGUCAAGCAACUUUACGGGUUCGCGGGCGCGCCGGGCGCUACACACGCUGACGAACUCUUCUACUUGUUCAAACUCAAAGCAAAAUUGUUUCAGUCCUUCCUCGAACUGGACAUGGUGGACAAGAUGACUACAAUGUGGACUAAUUUCGCCAAAUACGGGGAUCCUACGCCGGCCGUUACCCAAUUACUGCCCGUAAAAUGGCCUCCGACGGAAAGGAAUAAUCCUCGCGUUUUCGUUAUAGACAGUCAGUUCAGCACGGCGCCCUUGUGGAGCGGACCUGCUUUAUUGUUUUGGAAUGAAACGUACUCUAAAUAUAGAAGAAAAGGUUAAUAACUUUGCCUAAUUUGAAAAGACCUUAUCAUAGUGUACUAAUGAGAUUAAGGAAAGAUAUAUUUAGGCGGUAGACUUCGCAUCGUUUCGAAUGUAAAAUUGCACGUUAAAAAUGAGCGCUGGGAUUAGCGUCGCGACGUGACGUGCGGUGGCGGAAGCGGCGGUUGUUUGUCUGCAGCCUAAGGACUGCGGGGGUUUGACGUAACACAUUUUUUUUGAAUGAACUUGCCUAAUUAGUUAAUAGAAACUUUGCUUGAAAUUUAAACAUUUGUGUGUAUACUGUUUAUUUUGCUCAGAUUCUUUCACAGGCGCUGUACACGCGCCUCUAAUUCUUAAGGAAAAUUUUAGUUACAUAGAAAUUUUAUUCGAUCAUUAAAAUUGAAUUAUAAAAGAAGAACUUACUAAAGUUUUUGGAAAUAAUUGUAGAAGAAUAGCACUAAUCACAUUCAGUGCUGAUACGUAUACUUAUACAUAAAAAAAUUAUGAUAGGUUUAGGCCAUUUAUAUUUUUACGAGAAAGUCUGUACAAAAAAGUUGUGUUUAUAGUUGUUUUUUUGUUUUGACUAUUAUUAUUUGAAUUUGAAAAUUAUUAUUUUACUUGAUGCAAGUGCUAUCCACUGUGUUUACUGAAAAUCGCUAUCUAGACAUCAAAAAAAAAUUAAAACAAUCCCGAGGAAAACGUUUUCCAAACUUUGCUUUAUAGUAAUAGCUCUCAUACAACGAACGAGCAAUGAAUUACUUCUCGACUACAGUAUUAUGUGAAUUCACGAUAGUUACAUGGCGAUUACGUUAAUUACCAAUCCAAAUACAUAAAAUACAUACAAAACUGUUGUUAAAUAAUAUAGAAAAACUUUCUUAAUAAAGUACUUAGACUAAGUGAAAUGGCUAAGAAACGUUUACAUAAAAUAUUUAGCAAAGUAUAAUGAAAGUACAAUCGGACGUACUCGUACAUACUCUUACAUAUGUAUAGCAAGGUCGCGGUGCGGCGGCGGCGGAUGUGCUGCCCUCCGCUCUUACCUAAUGCACCUAUUGCUGUUACUGUCCCCAAAAUAUUUUAUACUUUGUCCAUUUAAUAUGUAUGAAACAAAUGGAAUAUUAUGU
This is a messenger RNA of Papilio xuthus (Asian swallowtail), 3064 nucleotides long. RefSeq names its product cholinesterase 2. The coding region runs from base 345 to 1964 and encodes 539 amino acids. Lineage: Eukaryota; Metazoa; Arthropoda; Insecta; Lepidoptera; Papilionidae. The transcript is spliced from 4 exons. The record is from RefSeq and is a predicted model, not a curated record.